AUGCUAUGCUUUGCUUUGCUUUGCUUUGCGUUGUGCACACCCGGCCUACCGGCUAGAGCACCGCGUCGGAACCGCGACGAGACGACGGACCGACUACCGUACCGGAGCUCGACUGGUCGUUCGAGUAAAGCUCCCUCUGUUGAUCUUUCCUGGCUGCUCGCACCGCAGCCCGCAGGGAUGGCGGAGGACCCCACUUUGGCCGCCACUCGACGCCUCGGCACCAACCGGGCGAGGGAGGCGCGGAAUCCCGGAUUCGUCCGGGUGGACAUUGGUGACGUUGGCCAAAGCCAAAAAGACCGCUCGGCCAUCUCGCCUGAGAUGAUUCUCUGA
Messenger RNA from Vanrija pseudolonga, 330 nucleotides. RefSeq lists its product as uncharacterized. The coding region runs from base 1 to 330 and encodes 109 amino acids. The transcript has 3 exons. Lineage: Eukaryota; Fungi; Basidiomycota; Tremellomycetes; Trichosporonales; Trichosporonaceae. The record is from RefSeq and is a predicted model, not a curated record.